AUGGGCGAGUUCAGGUGGCCGUCCGCUGUGCUGACCUACAACGCGAAGCACAAGAGCCUGGUGUUCACCAGCCUGGUGUUCCACAGCCUGGUGGUGAACACCACUCUGGCGACCGUGAUAGUGGUAGCCCGUCUGCCGACGCUGACAGUGAUCCAAUGCAGCAGGCUUUUCGUGAGCUUGGGCAUGACACUUUCCUGGCCUACGGCGUCUACUGCUGCAGCAAGUGUGCAGGCAUUUGUCAACAAACACGGCCGCACGCUGCGCGGAAGUUGCGAAGGUUGUGCGAGGGCUUCUCGGUGA
Prorocentrum cordatum is the source of this 300-nucleotide messenger RNA. Lineage: Eukaryota; Dinophyceae; Prorocentrales; Prorocentraceae. The record is from the annotation of a GenBank genome assembly.